Molecule: messenger RNA, 448 nt
Organism: Ilyonectria robusta
Lineage: Eukaryota; Fungi; Ascomycota; Sordariomycetes; Hypocreales; Nectriaceae
Exons: 1
Coding region: 88-297 (69 amino acids)
Source: RefSeq, a predicted model, not a curated record
CUUCAACCUGCUCAUGCUGACGCCUUCCAGCCUGAGGAACCUAGCCCAGUAGAGGAAGAUGACGGCCAGUAUGUAGUGGAAAGGAUCAUGCGCAGAGAGGUCCGUCGCCUUGGUCGGAAGGCUACGCCCUUUGAGGGCUUUUGGGUUCGAUGGAAAGGCUGGGGGCCUGAACACGAUGCCUGGGUCCGGACUGCAGACAUCGAUCCUGAAGUUAUCACCGACUUCAAGACCGCUCACCCAGAGGCAUUCGAAGUGGAUGAAGGACCGCGACGUAACUCGCAGCGGAAGAUGAAAUGAACGCCCUGAUGGGCCUGGUAUAAUGACUGUGUGAUGGAAAGAUCAGGAAGCAAGGAUGGAUUCGAUUCGAACGGACUGACGGCAAGGAAAGCAUCUUCCUAAGGCUCACUGAGGGCAGUGAUAACCUCCUUUAAAGCCCGGGAUAUGAUAC